Diaporthe amygdali is the source of this 663-nucleotide messenger RNA. RefSeq names its product glutathione. Bases 1 to 663 code for a protein of 220 amino acids. The record is from RefSeq and is a predicted model, not a curated record. Lineage: Eukaryota; Fungi; Ascomycota; Sordariomycetes; Diaporthales; Diaporthaceae. The transcript is spliced from 4 exons.
AUGUCUAAGCCAAUUAUUGUUCACACUCACGCGGGCCCAAACCCUUGGAAGGUGGUGAUCGUGCUUGAAGAGCUUGGAGUGCCAUAUGAAAGCCGACUUGUGGCCGAUGUAAAGGGCGAGGCCUAUACUAAGAUUAAUCCCAAUGGCCGCACUCCUGCCAUCGAGGACCCAAACACGGGCAUCACCCUGUGGGAGUCUGGUGCAAUUCUAGAGUACUUGGUAGACACAUACGACAAGGACAACAAAAUCAGCUACACUUCCUUCCCCGAGAAGUACCACACCAAGCAGUACCUGCACUUCCAAAUGUCCGGCCAGGGGCCCUACUUCGGCCAGACUACUUGGUUCCGCCAUUUCCAUCCCGAGCAGGUUGAGAGCGCGAAGAAGAGAUACGACGAGCAGCUUGUCCGAGUCAUUGGUGUGCUCGAUAAGAUCCUGACAGGCAGGCAGUACUUGGUCGGGGACAAGGCUACCUAUGCCGAUUUUGCUUUCAUCCCUUGGGAUAACGCGAUACCUUGGAUCUUCGGCGAAGACAAUGCUAAGAUUCUUCCGGAAGACAAAUAUCCCAAUUUCUUUGCCUGGCACAAGCGUCUGCUGGCUCGGCCAGCUGUCCAAGCUGCACUGGAGGAGCAGGGCAAGGCUCGGGCCCAGGCUCAUAAGAAGUAG